AUGUCGGGGCCAUACUACGAAGACUACGAGCCUCCUCCAGGACCACCACCUGGUUUUAUUCAGAAACAACAACAACAGCAACAGCAACAGCACCAAUAUCAGCAGAACCAGCAGGCAAGCACGGCGCACCCGAGCGCGCCGCCUGGGUUCCCGUCACCACCCAAACAGCCUGCCGCUCCCGCUUCGCAAUGGAAUGAGCACAUGUUUUACUCGAAUGGGAACGGGACGCCUUUCUUCAACAGCCUGAUGAAGGAGUUCUUCGGCAAGCUUGACCCACAAGGGACUGGUUAUAUCACACCAGAAGCCUUCUCCAACUUCUUAGAUGCCUGCCAUUUCCGUGUCGAUGAUAAUGUCUGGAAAAGAAGCCACAAGGGUAACAUGAUGUUCUCGGCGGACGACAUGGCCGACUUCGAGCUCAAGGCUGCCCUGGAGGGAUUCUACUUCGACCACAAAGUAGUGGUGCGAAAUCCACGAGCGAAGCAGCUUCCGUAUGGCGGAAUGCCCUUGCUGAGCCUUGUGGGUUUCGCCGACUUUAUGGCGGUUGAAUUCUGCGCCGACAUUGAUCAGCACCUGGGCGGGCUGAACCAUGCCUUGCGUUAUUACGGCAUCUGGCCUGAGAAGGGAGCCAUCCCGCGCCACGUCUUUCUCGCGAGGUGCCCACCCGAGCUCCAGCGUCGCAUUGACGAAUCUUCUGUGCGGUGUCGCGGCGCAGCUCAGACAAGAGUAAAUGCGCACAGGGCCCAGAAGCAGUUGGAGCUUCAGGGACAGCAAAAUGCGCUUGACCUUAUUGAUGGACCGCGUCGUUAUUAUUAUUACUGA
Messenger RNA from Clonostachys rhizophaga, 819 nucleotides. Lineage: Eukaryota; Fungi; Ascomycota; Sordariomycetes; Hypocreales; Bionectriaceae. The record is from the annotation of a GenBank genome assembly.